Molecule: messenger RNA, 594 nt
Organism: Aspergillus clavatus NRRL 1
Lineage: Eukaryota; Fungi; Ascomycota; Eurotiomycetes; Eurotiales; Aspergillaceae
Product: cupin domain-containing protein
Exons: 1
Coding region: 1-594 (197 amino acids)
Source: RefSeq, a predicted model, not a curated record
AUGUCCCAGAAGCCAAACAACCUCCCCAGCAUCAAACGCUUUAUCACAACCCACAGUAGUGACGGUGAAUCCAUAUUCCUCUCCCACGCGCAGAUCCCCGACUACAUCCCCUCGAAACCAAUCAGCGACGACGGCGACAUCGCCCUCCUCUACACAACCGUCACGAACCCAGUCUCCAUCGACGACGAAAACGACAUCGCUAUCUACGAUGAGUUUCUGCACACCUCUCCGGGUCUGACAACCUCGCUGGGCACGGUGCUGCGCACAAUCGAUCUACGACCGGGGGAAAUGACCCCGAUGCAUCGGACCGUGAGUGUGGACUACGCGAUUGUCGUGGAGGGCGAGGUGGAGAUUAUCCUCGACUCGGGCGAGAGCCGGAGCAUGAGGCGGGGCGAUGUGUGUGUGCAGCGCGGGACGGCGCACUCGUGCAAGAAUCGGAGUACUACGGAGUGGUGUCGGAUGAUGUUUGUUUUCUUACCGAUGCUAAAGAUCACGAUCAAGGGGCAUGAUAUGAGUGAGGAGGUGUAUGAUGAGCAGUAUGACGAGGACAGUCCCGGGGGUGAAAAGCCGAUGGGAGGCAAGCCGGAGAAUUAA